UUCUCCCACUUUCUCAUUUCUAUCCUUCACUUCUAUCUCUCACUCUCUGGCCUCUACGUGAAAUCCAUGAUCUACCAUGACUCUCCGGUGCGGGAGGGGAAGUGUUUUUACCAAUUCUCCGUAGGACAGCAACGGAAGACACGGAAAUGGUGAAUUUAGUUGAAAUAGACCUACAAAACUCAAAGUCUCAUGUUAUGCCUUUUGUUGCUUCACUACAGCUAAGGUAGAAUGAGGUUAUUUUGACUGUUGAGGGCCUCCCACUGUUGCGGUAUCGAGUGUUCUAUGACUCAAAUUUUUUGAAGGGUCAGUGGUUGGGUGGGUGAGCAUUGGAAAUGUGGCUUCGACAGUCAAAAAAGUCUGUGGCACGGUGGUAUGCUCUGUAUGUCUGUGAGGUGCUUGUCAAAAGUCUCAAUGAGUAUUUAUCUUGUGUCUUGUGAUGAAAAUUCUGCGCAAUUUUCUGGGCUCCUCCAAUAAUCAAAAUAUGUGGUGAUUGUGAAAAGAGCCAUGGCUUGGUGUGUGUUGUGGGCUGCAAAGUGGGACCCUUCUCCAUUUGCAAGGCUAGUAACUCCUCUCUCUCGGAACGAUUGAUAGUGGAUUGCUUUGUGACACAGUUUGCAUGCUCUGUCAGUUUACUUUCUUUCAAUUAGUUUUCAUCGGGCUUGUCCGAGAAUCAUUUGGAAGUGAUUUUAGCCAAUGAUGAAGUCCCCAAAGAUCCCAUUUCAGAAAAUUUCAACCCCAAGAACUUCUAUGGAAUUAACAAAUGUGGCGAAAUUGAUAGAAAGGAAGUGGAAUCCAAUUCCUCUGCCACAUGGAACCAUCCCUGAACCUAAAGGCCAAGACCUUGAUUAUGUGAACGUUGCUCAUAGUCAUCUUAUACAUUUUGAUUGGUGUAAGCUUGAUAAAUUGGCCUCUGGUUUGACCCCAUUUCGAGUUAAGCAUUUAUUGUUGAGAACGCAAAAGGAUUACGUUCUUUCACUUGAAUUUUUCAAGUGGGUUGAACUCAAGAACUCGAGCUCAAUUACCCUUCAAACACAUUCCAUCAUUCUGCAUAUUCUUACUAAAAAUAGGAAAUUUAAGUCGGCUGAGACAAUCCUUAGGAGAGUCAUUCAAUUGAGUUUGGGUUCAUUGGAUCUUCCUUCUAAAUUGUUUGAGGCCUUAGUGUAUUCCUAUCGAAUUUGUGAUUCUUCACCCCGUGUUUUUGAUGCAUUGUUCAAGACUUAUGCACAUCUGAAGAAGUUUAGGAAUGCCACAGACACAUUUAGUCUUAUGAAGGAAUACGGGUUCUUGCCUACAAUUGAGUCUUGCAAUGCAUACUUGAGCUCGUUGAUUAGUUUGAAUAGGUCUGAUAUUGCAUUAUCAUUUUACAAAGAAAUGCAAAGGUCCCAUAUUUCCCCAAAUGUUUAUACUCUUAACAUGGUGAUUGGUGCUUUCACCAAAUUGGGGAAUACAGAAAAGGCAGUUAAGGUGUUUAAGGAGAUGGAGAAGAUGAAUAUUAGUCCAACUGUCGCAUCGUAUAAUACAUUGAUUGCAGGAUACUGUAGUCAGGGUCUUCUGAGCACUAGUCUGAAGCUCAAGAAGCUCAUGGAGAAGAAUGGGCUCUGUCCAAAUGAGGUUACGUACAACACCCUCAUGAAUGCUUUUUGCAAGGCAGGGAAGUUGCACGAAGCUGGUAAGCUUUUCAAGGAAAUGAAAACCAUGGAUGUUGCUCCUAAUACUAUAUCCUACAAUAUAUUGAUUGACGGUUACAGCCAAGCGGAGAACAGUGAGAUGGCUGGUCGUCUUUUUGAGGAGAUGUCAGUAAAUGGUAUUAAGGCAGAUAUAAUCACUUACAAUGCAUUGAUUUUGGGACUAUGUAAAGAGGGAAAGACAAGGAAAGCUGCAUAUCUGGUGAAAGAGCUGGAUAGAGAAAAAUUUGUUCCAAACUCUUCUACCUUCUCUGCUAUUAUAACUGGGCAAUGUGUUAGAAAGAACUCUGAGCGUGCUCUUCAACUCUACAGAAGCAUGAUAAGGACUGGUUGUCAUCCAAACAAAGUGACACUGGGGAUGCUGAUAUCCACUUUCAUUGAGAAUGAGGAUUAUGAUGGAGCUGCUAUGGUUUUGAGGGAGAUGCUUGAGAGAUCCAUUUCCCCUGAUACAGGUACUUUAUCAGAGCUUUGCAAUGGACUUUGUAAAGAUGGCAAAGAAGAAGUGGCAACCAGUUUGUGUAAAGGGUUAGAAGCUAGGCAUCUCAUGCCAGAAAGUUUUCAAAAGACUUGAAUCUUUAGCUCUAGACCAAAAUCUUUGGACGACAAACGUGAAGAUGACAAUUCAACCUCAAAAAAUUGAAGCAUAAGAUGAAUUGUGUUGUACUGUUUCUUGCUGAAAGAGCAAAUGUCCUAUCUGGCAGAUAUCCUGCUCUAUUAGUUUGUCGACAAGGUCACGUGGUAGAGUGGUAUACUUUGUGGGUCUCACCCUAAAGUGUUUCAAAUUCAUCAUGCCGUUUGUAAGAGGAAUUUUAUCUAUUUAUCAUCAGGACACGAGCGGAUUCAGGUUUUGAGAGCUUUGAAGCAGUAGUGCAAGUGCUACAAGUCUGCUUUGGUUACUUGCAAUAUAUGUUUUGAGCCCCUCUAACCGAAUCGCUUUGUACAAUUCUCAUAACAUCUUUUCAUUCCUAACACCUGUAAUUUACUUAUUUGUUUUGUUAGCAAGUUAAUUCUGCGUUCUUAUCAUGUUAAUUGGAUAUUCAUAUUUCUCUC
This is a messenger RNA of Coffea eugenioides, 2735 nucleotides long. RefSeq names its product pentatricopeptide repeat-containing protein At4g26680, mitochondrial. Gene Ontology annotation, molecular function: protein binding. The coding region runs from base 694 to 2256 and encodes 520 amino acids. Lineage: Eukaryota; Viridiplantae; Streptophyta; Magnoliopsida; Gentianales; Rubiaceae. The transcript is spliced from 2 exons. The record is from RefSeq and is a predicted model, not a curated record.